AUGGAGGAAACCAGACAACACCCAACUGGAAAGCCCCCAAAGCUUUCGGAUGGAGAGCAAAACAUGGCUUCGAUCGAUAGGUUCAGCAGCUUGCCAGACGUCGUCAUAUGCCACAUUCUCUCUUUUCUUGAGACAAAGCUCUCAGUGGCAACCAGCGUUCUCGGAAAAAGAUGGAGGUUUCUAUGGGCUCAUGUACCCUGUUUGGACUUCCGUGAAGGCAAUUUCAGGAAAGAAGGACGAACCUCAGACAUCAUCCACAGGGUUUUAUUGCGGCACAAGGCAAAAAGAAUGGAUACUUUAAAACUCAAUCGCGUCAAGUGCAACGAAUAUCAACUGGAGACAUUGAUUACAACAGCCAUAGACCGUAGUAUCCGAAAUCUUUAUCUCAAUAUUCAUCUCGAAUUUGAGUUUGAUACAUUCCCUCGAUACCUCUUCAACUGCAAAACCAUUGUCGACUUGAAGCUUGAUUUCUAUGAAGCGUCACUCUCUGAUAUUGCCUAG
This is a messenger RNA of Striga hermonthica, 501 nucleotides long. The record is from the annotation of a GenBank genome assembly. NCBI's taxonomy places the organism in Eukaryota, Viridiplantae, Streptophyta, Magnoliopsida, Lamiales, Orobanchaceae.